Cajanus cajan (pigeon pea) is the source of this 3320-nucleotide messenger RNA. The record is from RefSeq and is a predicted model, not a curated record. NCBI's taxonomy places the organism in Eukaryota, Viridiplantae, Streptophyta, Magnoliopsida, Fabales, Fabaceae.
AGUUGUUUGUUCCUUGCUUCUUGUUGACACAUGACAGUAGGGUUGCAUUGCACUAUAUUUCUCCUCUCGCUUCGCUGCCAUAAACCCCAAAACAACAACAAUGGCUGCUUCUCUUCCUUCCAAAGAGGCCAACCUCUUCAAACUUAUUGUCAAAUCCUAUGAAACCAAACAAUACAAAAAAGGCCUCAAAGCAGCCGAUUCCAUUUUGAAAAAAUUCCCAAACCAUGGAGAAACUUUAUCAAUGAAGGGUUUGACAUUAAAUUGUAUGGAUCGUAAGUCUGAGGCAUACGAACUGGUUCGCCAAGGAUUGAAGAAUGACCUUAAAAGCCAUGUUUGCUGGCAUGUUUUUGGUCUACUGUACCGGUCAGACAGAGAAUAUAGGGAAGCAAUAAAGUGCUAUCGAAAUGCACUGAAAAUAGAUCCUGACAAUAUUGAAAUCUUGCGGGACCUAUCACUUUUACAGGCUCAAAUGCGAGAUUUAACUGGCUUUGUUGAGACACGACAACAACUUUUGACACUCAAGUCAAAUCACCGCAUGAACUGGAUUGGCUUUGCUGUCGCACACCAUUUAAACUCAAAUGCAUCAAAGGCUAUUGAAAUUCUGGAAGCGUAUGAAGGGACAUUGGAAGAUGAUUAUCCUCCAGAAAAUGAACGCUGUGAGCAUGGGGAAAUGCUUUUGUAUAAGAUCUCUUUGUUAGAAGAAUGCGGAUUUUUUGAAAAGGCUCUUGAGGAGUUGCAAAAGAAAGAGUUAAAAAUUGUUGAUAAGCUUGCAUAUAAAGAACAGGAGGUUUCACUUUUAGUCAAGCUUGACUGCUUAGAAGAAGGGGAGAAAUUGUACCGGGCAUUACUUUCCAUGAAUCCUGACAAUUAUAGAUAUUAUGAAGGCCUCCAAAAAUGUGUUGGAUUAUAUUCAGAAAAUGGCCAUUUUUCUCCUGAUGAAAUUGAUCGGUUAGAUGCCUUGUACAAAACACUAGGGCAGCAAUAUAAGUGGUCUUCUGCUGUUAAGAGAAUACCACUGGAUUUUUUACAAAGUGACAAGUUUCGAGAAGCAGCAGAUAGGUAUAUUAGGCCUCUCCUAACUAAGGGUGUCCCAUCUCUAUUCUCUGAUCUUUCUUCAUUAUACAAUCAACCUGGGAAGGCAGACAUUUUGGAACAGAUCAUUCUUGAGUUAGAGAGUUCAAUUAAGAGCACUGGCCAAUACCCUGGAAGGAUGGAAAAAGACCCACCCUCAACUCUUAUGUGGACUUUGUUCUUGUUGGCUCAGCAUUAUGAUAGACGGGGCCAAUAUGACAUUGCUCUUUCUAAAAUUGAUGAGGCUAUUGAUCAUACACCCACUGUCAUUGAUCUGUAUUCAGUCAAGAGUCGGAUACUGAAGCAUGCUGGUGAUUUGGCUGCUGCUGCUGCAUUUGCAGAUGAAGCUAGGUGUAUGGAUCUUGCUGAUCGUCAUGUUAAUAGUGAAUGCAUUAAGCGCAUGCUGCAGGCUGAUCAGGUGUCUUUGGCAGAAAAAACUGCAGUGUUGUUCACAAAAGAUGGUGAUCAACACAACAACCUUCAUGACAUGCAGUGCAUGUGGUAUGAGCUUGCCUCUGCUGAAAGCUAUUUCCGCCAAGGUGAUCUUGGACUGGCUCUCAAGAAAUUUCUAGCUGUGGAGAAGCAUUAUGCAGAUAUUGCAGAAGAUCAAUUUGAUUUUCAUUCAUAUUGCUUAAGGAAAAUGACAUUGCGUACAUAUGUGGAAAUGCUUAAAUUUCAAGACCAAUUGCAUUCACAUGCAUACUUUCAUAAAGCAGCUGCUGGUGCUAUCAGAUGUUAUAUAAAAUUGCAUGAUUCUCCUCCAAAGUCUUCAUCUGAGGAAGAUAAUGACAUGUCUAAGUUGCUUCCUUCUCAGAAAAAGAAAUUGAGGCAAAGACUGAGAAAGGCAGAAGCAAGAGCUAAGAAAGAGGCUGAAGAAAAAAAUGAAGAAUCAAGUGCUGGUGGGAUAUCAAAAUCUGGAAAACGGCAUGCAAAACCUGUUGAUCCAGAUUCACGUGGUGAAAAAUUAUUGCAGGUUGGAGAUCCAUUGUUAGAAGCCACAAAAUACUUGAAGCUUCUAUAGAAGAAUUCACCUAAUUCAUUGGAGACACACUCUCUCUCUUUUGAAUUAUAUAUGAGAAAACAGAAGAUUUUGCUUGCCUUCCAGGCUGUGAAGCAGUUACUGAGGUUGGAUGCUGAACACCCUGAUUCUCAUCGUUGCUUGAUUAAAUUCUUCAAUAAAGUGGGAUCCAUGAAUGCUCCUGUGACUGACAGUGAGAAACUCAUUUGGAGUGUCUUAGAAGCUGAGCGCCAAACUAUUAGUCAGCUGCAUGGAAAAUCUCUAUUUGAGACAAAUAACUCUUUCCUUGAAAAACACGAAGAUUCUUUGAUGCAUAGAGCUGCUUUUGGAGAAAUGUUGUAUAUUUUGGAUCCCAACAGAAGGUCUGAGGCUGUCAAGUUGAUUGAAGGGUCAACAAAUAACCUUGUGCCAAGAAAUGGAGCGCUUGGACCAAUCAGGGAAUGGAAACUUAAAGAUUGUAUUGCAGUUCAUAAACUUCUUGGAACAGUUCUUGUUGAUCAGGAUGCUGCAUUAAGAUGGAAAGUGCGUUGUGCCAAGUAUUUCCCGUACUCGACGUACUUUGAGGGCAGUCGCAGCUCUGCUUCUCCCAACUCUGCCCUUAAUCAGAUAUGCAAGAGCACUGAAAAUGGAAGUUCUAACCAUUUGGCCGGUGAUCACAGUGUGGAAUCAGUCCCAUCAAAUGGGAAACUAGAGGCAUUUAAAGAUCUCAGUAUUUGACAAAGUUGAACAUGGGCUAUAAAAUGGUUUGCAACCACGCCUAAGUUCCCAGCAUACCAAGUUUUGGUGCCGGUUAUAUCAAAUUCUGGACUCACGGGUGUAGUUCUUUGCACGAGUUCUGCCUCUCUAAACUGACCUUUAUUCCAUUUGCAAAUGUGUAUAAUUUUACCGCAAUUAUGUUUUAGGGUUGAAUUUUUUAUUUGCUCACCCCGUUUUUGAGAGAAGACUCCAAGGAUUUGCAUCGUCGUCCAAUUAGGUCGCAGGGAGAGCUACAGAAAUUUUAAGUUUAUGGUCCUGCGUUCGGCCAGCAUAUAUAUACACCGAGAGCAUGUUGUACUUUUCCUAUUUCUUGCCUUAUUUAUCAUGUAUUAAUUAUAAUUAUUCAACUAUGUCAAAAUUUUGCUUUAGAUUCCACACUGUUGAAUAUUAGAUGAUGGUUGAGAAGGCUUGUAAGAAUUAUGAUUAAAAACAAAAUUUAUACAAAAUCUGCCUCAAACGGUGUGGUUGGUUUAAA